UCUUCCCAGAAUCUCCCCUGGCAACCACAGAGCAGGUAAACUAGUACUGGCAUAAUCAGUUACCUAUUAUUGAUGGUAGUGCUAAUGGCAAGCCUUUGGCUGGGGCUGAGAGUCGGGCUUCAGUAACACUGGGAGGGCUACAGAUCGGACAGUAUUCAUAUAAGACAUUGUCACUAUCUGUCCCUGCUGUUUUGUGCUGCCACUUUCUUUAUUACCACCUACUUCUGGCAGCUGUUCCCUGCAGGCACCACUCUGAGCAGCAUUUAUUUUCCUCUGCUCUUAGUUGUAGGAAUAUAUGCCUGUUAUCGCCACCUAGUGGAUCCCAUAUAAACUACAUGUUUUUAGCAGGGAAAAAAGUGAGCUUUGAAAAUCAAAGGAUUUGAGGAAAGUUCAGGGAGAUAUAUUUGUAUGUAGAGCAGCGUUUGCCUAUACGUGAGUAAGUGAGGGCAAUGUAAGUUAUAAACUGUGGACGGUGAGGUCUCCUAGCAACAGGCAAUGCCAUCAAACAGCUGUUCCUGCUGUCAGCAAUUGCAAGGGCCCAUUGACUCAUCCAGCCUAUCAGCAGAGUGUAUGCUAAUAGCCAGCCAAUAGGAGAUAAGUGGAGGCAGAGCUAAGGCAGUGGGCAUGACUGAUUGUGGGCGGGGUUUCCAGAGCAGGGAGCAAUAAGGAGGCAUAGCUGGUACUGAGCUUAUAGGCUGCAGCUGGCAAGGGUACCAUUGGCAAUAAAUCUGAGUGCCCUUCCAUACUGAUAUUGCUCUGCUUUUUUUGUAUUUUGUUAGUAGCUUUGAGUGCCCUGGCUGCCUGGCAUUUCUAUAACUAAUGUGGCAGUGAGCAGGGGUGGCCAUGGCAUUACUCAUUAGCCUUUCUGACUUGGCUAACCUGUCCAUUGGCACCCCAGAAGCAGGGGCGGUGAACUUCAAUGCCUUGCGCACCCUCCUGCAUGCCAUCCUCCAGCACUUGCACCUCCAGGAUAUUAAGGCCGAAGUGUCGGAGGCGGCGGGGUGGGCACGUAUGGAUGGCACAGAGCAGCCUGGGAAGGUGCCAGUGGGUUACCGGCAGAUGGAGGAGAGAAUGGAGCGCGUAGAGAAGCAGAUGGAAGCGCUGAACAGGUUGCCCACUGGAUCUGACCUGAUAGAAAGGGCAGGGGGUGCGACCCCCGUGGAGGACGUGUGGCACAUGUUGCAGAUGAAGAAGAGGAUUGAGGCCAAUGAAGACGGGGUAUCUACGGCAAUGGGGCUUCUGCAGGAUCUGCUAAACAUCACCACUGCCCUUCAGGAGGCCAACAAGGACUUUCAAAGCCAACUACAGAAAGUCAGAGAGUCUGUGGAACUGACUAUGCAAGAGGACAUCCAAAAAUGUUUGAGCCAAAUGGAGCUGCAAAGAUCAGAUGUAGAGAAACUGGCCCAGGUGGAGCGGGAGCUCCUGUCCCUCCAGCAGCGAAUGGGGGAUCAAGAUACAAUGCACCAACAACUUAACCAAAUGGAGUUACAGAGGGUCGAGGAGGCCAAGCUGGCCAAUGUCCAAGCUGAGUUAGAGUCCAUUCAGAAGUGCCUGGCAGAUCUGGAAGAGAGGCUGAUGCAGUAUCCCAGCCCAAGCGAGCUCAACAACAUGGUGGGGUGGGAUAUCCUGCGAGAGACACUUGUGACGUGCGGCACGGAUGCUGAAACGUCAUGCACUGACCUUCCCACCCUAGGAAAGGUGGUUCGGGAUUUAGAAACUGGCUGGACUCAAACCAGCGACCCUGCAUAUGCCACUGUCUCCACUCAGGCUGUAGCCUGCAGCGCCGAGGUACCACCCCAGGGCCACGUGCCUCAGGUCACAGUGGUUUCUCCACCAUGUGAGGAGCCAUCCCUGGCAGAAGGUCCAUCACAAGCUGCACUGGACCCGCUGCUGGGGCCUGCGUCCCAAACUGAAGGGGGUGCUCUUUCACCACAAACUGCGGUGUCUUUUCAGACCUUUCAGGAAGGCCUACAGUUUUCAACAGGCUUGCCAUCUACUCCUCCUGGUGGCCCAGUGCCCCCCUGCAGUGCUGUUAACCCCUCUGUCUCCACCCACCCACCUGGAUCUCCUAUGGUGGGUCCCCCCAGCACAACGCCUGCCCAGCUCCCUGGGGUAACUUUUGUUCCUGAGCAGCUCACUGACCAACCCAACAACCCCGCUGCCAUAACAACAGAGAUCAGCAGCCAACUAGCCUCCACCAGUCAACCCAUCACUGGUGCAACCAUUCCAGUUGUCCCCUCCAAUGGAAACAGCAGAGCUUCCCAGCGCUAUGCAGAUACAGUGGAGGCUCUGCGUAAAAUGGGAGCUCUAACAGACAAAUACAGUGUUCUGCGGGAGAGAGUGGAGGCACUGCUGAGAAACAAGGCUGAUCGAUCAGAACUGAAAGCACUUUUAGAAGGAAGAGGGCAACUAACAGUACCAGAUGGCAGUAACAAUGUCGCCGGCCUGCAGGAGAAGAUGAACGUUGCUAGAUUCAUGCAGGAAAUAAAAGCAGAGAGGGAAAAGGAUGGGGAACUGAUUGGUGAUCUCCAAACCAAACUGCUAACAUUCCAAGGCGAGUGUGAGAGGUUGGAAAAGUCUUUGGCUGAGGAGCAGCAGCAGACACAGAAACACAUAGAUGUUCUCUACGAGAAGCUGGACAAACUGGAGGAGAAGAAAGCCGACAAAGAACACCUUGAGCUGGAAAUAGAUGUGAAGGCAGAUAAGCAGGCUCUGGAUGGGAAGGUGAGCCGUGCCCAGUUUGAUGCCACCGCUGAGCAACUGAACAGCAUAGUCCAUGAGCUUCUGGGGCGAGUGAGCGGACAGGAACAAGACUGGCAGAAAGUUCUGGAAAAACUAAACAUGGAAAUGCAGAACAAAUUAGACCGUAUGGAAUUAGACCCAUUUAAGAAGAAGCUGGAGGAGCGCUGGAAGUCUAUCCGUCGGCAGUUGCAAGAACGCUCACCCCAGUAUGAGGCAGAUGAGGCCGCAGGCAUCCGAAAGCAACUGAUUUCCCACUUCCACUGCCUCUCCUGUGACCGCCCUUUGGACAUCAGCAUGCCGGGCCCGCCAAUACUGACCAUUCCUAAUGUUCCUGGCCUGCCGGUUCAUCGUUCCACAAGGCCACAGAGCGUGUACGAACUGGAGCAGAUCCGCCAACACUUCUGCAGUGACCGCGCCCAGGAAUUGGCCGAUUACAGCUGCAUGUCCAGCAUGCGGAACUGUGGGGGUAGCCACACGCUGACCUACUCCCAUCGACGCUUUCCCAAGCUGCAAAACAUCACGCCGAGAAAUUCUUCUGAAGAAGGCAGCGCCGCAUUUGCCCAGAAAGUGGGUGGAGACAUAAAGUGCGAGGAGAUCGAUAUACUUGGGCUGGACGGUCACAUCUAUAGGGGAAGGAUGGAUUCCCGCCUCCCGGCCAUUUAUAACGUCAGGGACGGACUUUCCAAGGCAAGGCUGAAACUUUCCCAAACUUCACAGAAAUCGAUUCUGUCCUGUGAUUCCCGCCCCCAGAGUGCCAAGUCUACUAGACAAUGUUCUACAGACCUCCAUUCUCCAUAUCCUACAGCGGGAAUCUCUCAGGAGCGCCCAGGGUCUGCCCAGCUUUGGCCUCUCCGGAGCCACGAAUCCCUGGAGAUUAGAAUGGACACAGCCAUUGGACCCCAGUGUACGGACGAGCCCGUCAUGUGAAAUAAAUCUCCUCUAUGCA
Molecule: messenger RNA, 3688 nt
Organism: Xenopus tropicalis (tropical clawed frog)
Lineage: Eukaryota; Metazoa; Chordata; Amphibia; Anura; Pipidae
Gene: qrich2
Product: glutamine rich 2
Exons: 17
Coding region: 844-3669 (941 amino acids)
Source: RefSeq, a predicted model, not a curated record